Molecule: messenger RNA, 660 nt
Organism: Drosophila innubila
Lineage: Eukaryota; Metazoa; Arthropoda; Insecta; Diptera; Drosophilidae
Gene: hui
Exons: 4
Coding region: 94-591 (165 amino acids)
Source: RefSeq, a predicted model, not a curated record
UCGUUUUUGGACUUUACUUGUCGCUCCACGUUUCACGUUCGUCGCCUCAGUCUUUCGUUCUUUGAAUCUGUGUAUAGAAAGCAGCUAAGCAACAUGAAAUACGCAGUCAUCGCUCUUGCCCUUUUCGUGGUCGUGCACGCCGCUUCCGAAGCUGGACAGUAUGUGCCGGGAGCAACCUUCACAUUGGACUCGGAGGGUCAUCAGUCGGAGGUGCAUCCAGUCAGUGCACGCUUGCUGAGGCGUUUGCGCCGUCAGUCGUCAUUUUCGUUAUCCUCAUCAUCGUCAAGCUCCUCAUCGGAUAAUGGUGUCGUGCACCAACAGUCGACGGUUUCGAAGGUGAAUGAGGAUGGCUCCAAAGUUGUGCAAGCAACCAUUGCGCAUUAUGAGCCAACUGUUGUGUUAGCACAACGCUUCGGCGAGGAUUCGCCAACAAGCGGUUUCAGCAAUACGGCUGGUAGUGGGUCCCGCCCCCAAGCACAUAUUACUCACAUUUCGCAGACCACAGAUGCCAAGGGUCAUACCAAUCAGAAGGUGAAUCAACACUAUCUUCACCAAGAUGGACAAUGGCAUCACAGAGAGACAACUAACUAAUCCUAUCCAUAGAAUUAAGGCCUCUGGCCAAUGGAAGUGUAAUACGAAUUAAAUUUCACAUCACAUCCA